AAUAUAAUUAUAUAGAACACAAUCGUGAAGCGGGUUGUUUUGAAUGGUGGACUUGUCACAACUUGACAGAUUCGAAAAUGUGUAUUGGUUGAUACACAAUCAAUAGAAACAUAAGCAUAGCCUAUUGUAAUCAUGUAUUAAUCGUGUAGUGGAUGGAAUUGUAUACAUGUUGUGUAUCUGUUUUGCUGAUUUAGUUAACAUAGUAAAUUAUAAGAUCAUGAAUUCGAUCUCCGUUCGCAUACACACAGACAAUAAUUAUCAGAAUUGACGUGCUACAUAUAUCGAAUAGUUUAUAUAUCUACAUAAAUAUUCAUUUGGUUAAAAUGGCUGACGAACUUUUCUCUAAGCGUAUUCCUGUGGUUUUCAAAUCACAAGACAGAGAAGACAGACGAGCAUCUGUUUCAGUCAAAAUGGAGUUGGCAACUGUGACUGCACCAACAACUAGAAAGGAAUUGGUUGUGAGGCUGACAGAUGAAAAAGAUUUGUUCUUCCUGUACACACUGAGGCUAGGGGAGGAAGACUUUCAAAGUUUGAAGAUGCAACAGGGGCUGCUGGUUGAUUUCGGAGCUUUCCCACAAAAGUUUAUAGACCUUCUGGAGAUGUGCCUCAAGGAAGAACAAAAAGAGGUUCCAAAGUUUGUGUUACACAUCGUGAGUCAAGGGAGUUUCACAGGGGACCGCUGUACUGCGACACUGAAUAUCGUGGAGACCAACCCUUUCAAGCACCUUAACCACCUGUCUUUGAAGUUUGUGCCUGGCUCGGACGCAGAUGUGAAAAAAUACCUGGCCGACUGCCUCAAACAGUUUAAGGAGACCAACAGUUUACUGCAACAGAGGCUGGAACACACAGAUGCAGACCUGAAUCAUCGAUUAAAAAACACACAGGAACUGCUGAAUUCUAAAACUAUUGAGCUGGACAACUUGAAGGCAGAAUGGACAGCCAAACUGAAUGACCAGAUGGCUCGACACAAACAGGAACUAGCCACCGAGAAAGAACGCAUCUUUCAAAUGCAGUCCAGCAGCCAGCAGAAGCAGGAACUGGAGAGGCGAGAGCUUGAGCAGAACCACAGCAAGAGUGUGCAGCAGCUUGAGGCACGCCUGUAUGAAGUGGAGAAUGUCAAUAAGGAUUUAACUGAGCGUAGGUACAAGAAUGAGGCCACGAUUCGAGACCUUAAGUCCAAACUGACCACAUUGGAAGAGGAGAGCUCGCACAUGAAGCAGGAUAUUCAAGGCUUGCGGAAACAGAAUUCAUCUCUAGAUGCAGAUUACCAUGGGCAAGAGAAGGUAAUAAAUCAGCUGAGAAUGAGAGUUGCUGUGCUUGAACAAGAAAUUAAGGACAAGGAGCAGGUCUUAAGCAAGUCAUCAGAUCUUCUUGGAGCCGAACAAGAGAAAAAGCGACGAUACGAAGAUGACAUGGAGAACCAGAAAAACCAGAUUAAUAAACUCAAUGGCAAGAUGAAGGCCAUGUCAGAGGAACUGAUGAAAGGAAAUGAGAUUAUCAAGAAACUUCAGGGAGAGAUCAAAAACUACCAUGGAAAGAUCAAGUUACGUACCCAGAUUGCCACGGAGCAGGAGAAGCUUCUCAAUGAGAAGGAGCAGGAGUUGGAGCGUACCAGACAGGAGCUGGCAACCACCAAGGACGAGCUGGGCCAAACAUCGGAAAAAUCCAAAUCUCUGCAAGAAAAGUACGACACAACUGUGAAAAAGCUAGAGGAGUGCAGAGACUUACUGAAAACAAAUGAAAAUGUUAUACAAUGGCUCAACAAACAGAUCAAUGAGACUCAGCUGCAGCAGAGAGCUGGCACCUUUGAAAUGCCUACAACCACCUUCAGGCCAUCUGGAGCAGCCUUGCACAACUACAGUACCUCCAGCUAUGGUUCUGGGGCCUUAUCCCACCCAGGGGCGGGUGACAGAGGAAUAGGGGUGGGUAUGCCACGCCCAUACACUGCCACCCUUCCUCACAAACCUCAGGUACAGUACAAUCCAGGUAACCCUCGUAAGAGUAACCUCCCUAUGCCCUCGUCCCUAAGGAAUGGAGCACCACCUAUACCAGAGGAGAUUAGGCCAACGGGGAGUCAGAACAACUCACCUGGCUCAAACAACUCCAACCAUUCUGCUGGUGAUAAAGAGAAUGAUCCCCCAUUAGACCCACGGUACUUCAGCAAAAGGGACGAUGCAAUAGCUAUUCGCGGAGUGUCGUCAACUCGUAGCACGAGUCCACCCACAAUCCACUCUUCGCUACCAACACAUGUGAACUCUCGCCUUAGUCAACAGCAGAUUGUUAUACCAAAGCCAACACACGUGCAAGCACCCCCGCUUGCCUCCGCAUACUUUCCAGGACAGAAGGGUUCCUGAUAGUUAACUGAUUUGAGCAGCAAACAGCUUAAAACCUGACAAGACUGUGAGUCACUUGCUGUUCUGGUUUUAUGCUGGUUGCAUAUAGCCAUUUUCACUUUGCUACUUAGCAAGAAAGGGUUAACUCGCUCGGUUUUUGGUCUUUUGGAUCUUUUACGUUUCUGGAUUGUUGCAGGAAAAUGCUGAUGCUGAGGAAACUUUAGUGGCUUCAUGUUCUUCAACAGACUGCUGGUUGUUUGCAGCAUUAAGUGUGGAUGCUUUGCAUAGCAUAAGUGUCUUGUUAUAUGCCCCAAAAGUUGUCAGAUCAUUCAAACUUUUCAGUCAUCCAAUCACAUUUUCAGGCCCUUGUCCUAUUCUUAAGACAACUCUAAUUUAUGAUUGACUUUUCAGCUCACAACAAACAGACAUUUAUGAUCAAUAUUUCCUAAAAUAAAAGGUAUGUGAAAGAUUACAUAGAAAACAGGUUACUUUCCAAACGUUUUGUAAAAUAUAAGGCUUUUCUGCGAAUACAAAGCCUUUUUGUUAUUUUAUAAAAGGCCUCACCAGAUAUAUUACUAAACAAUAGGUCGGUAACAACUGUUGUUCUCUAUGUAUCAUUAACCCUUUCAGUGCUGGAACCGAAUUUUGAAGGCCUUUGCUAACAGUUUGGAUCCUGAUGAGACGCCACAGAGCGUGGCGUUUCAUAAGGAUCCAAACUGUUUGCUAUUCUGAUAGUAUUCUUUGAAAAAAAUCGAAGAAAAUGCUAAUUUUGGAAAUUCAGCAUACAACAUUUUAGCAGACGACAAAUUUCCCAGCAUGCAAAGGGUUACGUUGUGUUACACCAGGCCAUGCUCCAGGUCCUCGACAGUUCAUAUGUGUGUAAUAAGAUUAGCAUUAGCUCACUGUUUUCACAUUGCCAUGGACCUGCAUUAGUAAAGGUGUACAUACAAAUGACAUGUUUGAGUGCCAUCAAUGGGUAUUUUGCCUUAGGAGGCCACAGUAGCCCCAUCCCAUCCUGCACAACUGGCGAGUCUGGCUAGGAGCUCUCUGUCCAGUAAUGAGACCAUAAAACCUUAGGUGAUUUUGUAAGUGGACAGCAUAGCUCCUGGCCAGAGUGGGCUAUUGAAGCUACUCUGGAUACAUAUGGACACAUAAGUCCAAUUUUUCGCAUGACCGGGAAAUUUUUGUGUCGAAUCAUCACACUCAUUGAACUUCUGUGUUGUUAAAUGUUUAAGUAUAUUAAUAUUAUUUUUGACUGUCCAAAAUAAGACUCAAGCCUGUCAUCCGAAAGAAAAGUCCAGAAAUUUAGGCCUGAUUACGAUGUUUAAAUUGAUUUACUUUAACUUGUGUUUUGAUGGAUGAAUUUGUUAUUUUAAAUCUUUUUAUUAUGUACGUCCAAUAUCCGUAAAGAACCUUGUUGUAGUGCUCAUUAUAAGCCAUCAUGAAAUUUAGACUGAUUUAAUUAUUAUUGCUGUAAGUCAUUCCUUAUAAAGCUGAAAAAUGAUUUUCCAUAUAUUGUUAUUGAUCAGUGAAAUUGUAUAAAUUAAUUAUGUUUGUAAAUGUUGUUAUUUGUUUUGUUUUAAUAAGGUAUCUUGCCUUUGUGUUGAAGAAAUUUGAUUGAUGGUUCUCGGCAUGCAAUAUGAAUCAUUACUAUCAGUUUACAAUAGUAAACAGUAUUAUAAUCGUGUAUGCACAGAAAGUUUGUAAUUUGAGUACAAACAUAUAAGAUCUUUCUGGACUUUGCAAAUACUUGCAGGUGAAGAAAUAACAACAUUUAUAUAGUGAAUAUUAUAAGAACAUGUUGUUUGUAAAUGUUUUCAAAUCAUGUUUACACGUAAUAUAUUGAAGUAAGUGAGAAACAUGUAAACUGGAACAGUUCAGUCUGGUUUGUUUGUAAAUGUUGUUUUUACCCAAUGAAUUUCAUUUAUUCUGCAGUUAGUUAUUUACUUUGAAAGUUGAGAAUACAAACAAUUUAUUUUAGGCCUAUUAUGACCAGUCAUUAACCCAUGAUUUACAGAUACUUGUUCUAAAAAUAAAAGUUCUUAGAAACUGAAUGCUUGAACGGUGUUUGGCUUCUUCGCACUGUGUGCAUACAGCAUCUUAUACAUUCAUUAAACAUAAAAUGUCUUUGUAAAAUGCUUCAUUUAAUUACAUAAUGAACAUCUGUUGAUGUCAAGAAAUCCAUGAUUUUCAACUUAACCAACGUAAAUCUAAUGAAAUCUUGUUGACAAAAAAUUAAUGUUUUAUGUGUAGUGUGAACAUAUAUGCUUUUAAGUAUAUGUGGUACAACUUGGUGUUGAUUAUGAUUUCUUUUUCUGUCUCCAUCUCUGUCUGUCCAAGACCACAUUAAUAAAAAAGUUUUAGACUUAAGAAAAAAAUGAUGUUCAAUAAUAAAUUGCCUUUUUCAUUUUUUUGUCUGUAUUUGUUUUAAAAUGUUUAACAGUACACGAGUGUCCACUUUCAACAUUAGCUGUUAUGAAAAGUAAAUGAUUUCAUUCACAUUUUACCAAACGACUUCCUCAAAUGGGAUUUUAUCUUUAAAGUGCCUGAUUUUACACAUUGUUAAAACAGGCUAAAAGCAGUUAUUUUACAUAAAAUACCAAAAUUUGUUGAAUAGUUUGGUCUAAAUUCUAUUUAUUUUCAUGAGAUUUCUUAUUAAUCUGGUUUAUUUCAAUAUAUGGAUUGAUUAGUACAUGUAGUUAUUAUGUUUUAAUUUUACAUCACACAGCUUAACACUCCUUUCUUUCAUACAUGACCAAGGUUCAAAAUGUGUUCAAAGUACCGGUAGUUUCAUUAUAUUAAGAGAGGUAUCACAUGUAAAACGUCUGUGUUGUUUCCAUAAAAAUAAUAAGUUAUAUUUGUUGUGUCUAAUGUGAAUGUAUUAAGUAUAUAACAACUUCGUAACAAAAAUUAUUUCUUAUAAACAACGUAUGCAUGCCAUUGUUAUUUGUCUUAUUAUGUAUAAAUGCAUAAUAAAUAUUACAAUUAA
Messenger RNA from Dreissena polymorpha, 5322 nucleotides. RefSeq names its product spindle assembly abnormal protein 6 homolog. NCBI's taxonomy places the organism in Eukaryota, Metazoa, Mollusca, Bivalvia, Myida, Dreissenidae. The transcript is spliced from 17 exons. The coding region runs from base 324 to 2354 and encodes 676 amino acids. Gene Ontology annotation, biological process: centriole replication. Gene Ontology annotation, cellular component: centriole; centrosome. The record is from RefSeq and is a predicted model, not a curated record.